ACUCAACCUCUGAAUGUUAGUGACACUAUUGGGACGAAAAAGGACUGUGCUGGCCCAAAUGGCAGGCAUCUCAUAUGUGGCAUCUUUCUUUCUCCUUCUGACUAAGCUCAGCAUUGGCCAGAGAGAAGUAACAGUUCAGAAAGGACCACUGUUUAGAGCUGAAGGUUACCCAGUCAGCAUUGGCUGCAAUGUAACUGGCCACCAGGGACCUUCUGAGCAGCAUUUCCAGUGGUCUGUUUACCUGCCGACAAACCCGACCCAGGAAGUCCAGAUCAUUAGCACCAAGGAUGCUGCCUUCUCUUACGCAGUAUAUACGCAGCGGGUGCGAAGCGGAGACGUCUACGUGGAGAGGGUCCAGGGCAACUCAGUCUUGUUGCACAUCUCAAAACUCCAGAUGAAGGAUGCUGGCGAGUAUGAGUGUCACACACCAAACACUGAUGAGAAAUACUAUGGAAGUUACAGUGCAAAGACUAAUCUAAUUGUUAUUCCAGAUACCCUCUCUGCCACCAUGAGUUCUCAGACUCUCGGUAAGGAGGAAGGUGAGCCAUUAGCCCUCACCUGUGAGGCAUCCAAAGCCACAGCCCAACAUACUCACCUCUCUGUCACCUGGUACCUAACACAGGAUGGAGGAGGAAGCCAAGCCACUGAGAUUAUUUCUCUCUCCAAAGAUUUUAUAUUGGUCCCUGGGCCCUUGUAUACAGAGCGGUUUGCAGCCAGUGACGUACAGCUCAACAAACUGGGACCCACUACAUUCAGGCUGUCCAUAGAGAGGCUCCAGUCCUCAGAUCAGGGUCAGCUGUUCUGUGAGGCAACGGAAUGGAUUCAGGAUCCAGAUGAAACUUGGAUGUUCAUCACCAAAAAGCAGACCGAUCAAACCACUCUGAGGAUCCAGCCAGCAGUGAAAGAUUUUCAAGUCAACAUUACAGCUGACAGCUUGUUUGCUGAAGGGAAACCCUUAGAACUGGUUUGCCUGGUUGUAAGCAGUGGCCGUGACCCACAGCUUCAAGGCAUUUGGUUCUUCAAUGGGACUGAAAUUGCUCACAUUGAUGCUGGUGGAGUCCUGGGCCUGAAGAAUGACUACAAAGAGAGAGCAAGUCAAGGAGAGCUCCAGGUUUCAAAGUUAGGCCCCAAGGCUUUCUCUCUCAAGAUCUUCUCUCUGGGCCCAGAGGAUGAAGGCGCCUACAGAUGUGUGGUAGCAGAGGUCAUGAAAACACGCACAGGUUCCUGGCAGGUGCUUCAGAGAAAGCAGUCACCAGACAGCCACGUGCACCUGAGGAAGCCAGCAGCAAGAAGUGUGGUCAUGUCUACCAAGAACAAGCAGCAAGUUGUGUGGGAAGGAGAGACACUCGCCUUUCUCUGUAAGGCUGGUGGAGCUGAAAGUCCCCUGUCUGUGAGCUGGUGGCACAUCCCACGGGACCAGACACAGCCCGAGUUUGUGGCUGGCAUGGGGCAGGAUGGCAUUGUGCAGCUGGGUGCCUCCUAUGGGGUACCCAGUUACCAUGGCAACACAAGGCUGGAGAAAAUGGACUGGGCCACCUUCCAGCUGGAGAUCACCUUCACUGCCAUCACAGACAGUGGCACAUAUGAGUGCAGAGUAUCUGAGAAGUCUCGGAACCAGGCCAGAGAUCUGAGCUGGACUCAGAAGAUUUCAGUUACUGUAAAGUCUCUGGAGUCAAGUUUACAAGUUAGUCUGAUGAGCCGUCAGCCGCAAGUGAUGUUAACCAACACCUUUGACCUGUCCUGUGUCGUGAGGGCCGGUUACUCUGACCUCAAGGUGCCACUCACUGUGACGUGGCAGUUCCAGCCAGCUAGCUCUCACAUCUUCCACCAGCUUAUUCGAAUCACCCACAAUGGCACUAUUGAAUGGGGGAAUUUCCUAUCCCGGUUCCAAAAGAAGACGAAAGUGUCGCAGUCUUUAUUUCGUUCACAACUCCUAGUCCAUGAUGCCACUGAGGAAGAGACAGGAGUGUAUCAGUGUGAAGUAGAAGUUUAUGACAGAAAUUCCCUAUACAACAACCGCCCCCCGAGGGCUUCUGCCAUCUCUCACCCACUGAGGAUAGCCGUCACUUUACCAGAGAGCAAGCUAAAAGUGAAUUCAAGGAGUCAAGUCCAAGAGCUCUCCAUCAACUCCAACACUGAUAUAGAAUGUAGCAUCUUGUCCCGGUCCAAUGGAAACCUUCAGUUAGCCAUUAUUUGGUAUUUUUCUCCUGUUUCCACUAAUGCCUCUUGGCUAAAGAUCCUGGAGAUGGACCAAACCAAUGUUAUAAAAACUGGGGAUGAGUUUCACACCCCACAGAGAAAACAAAAAUUUCAUACUGAGAAGGUUUCCCAAGACUUAUUUCAGCUGCACAUUCUGAAUGUGGAAGACAGCGAUCGGGGCAAAUAUCACUGUGCUGUGGAGGAAUGGCUCCUGUCUACAAAUGGCACUUGGCACAAGCUUGGAGAAAAGAAGUCAGGACUAACAGAAUUGAAACUCAAGCCCACAGGAAGUAAGGUACGUGUCUCCAAAGUGUACUGGACCGAAAAUGUGACUGAGCACAGAGAAGUGGCCAUCCGCUGCAGCCUGGAGAGUGUAGGCAGCUCAGCCACUCUGUACUCUGUGAUGUGGUACUGGAACAGAGAAAACUCUGGAAGUAAAUUGCUGGUGCACUUGCAACAUGAUGGCUUGCUGGAGUAUGGGGAAGAGGGGCUCAGGAGGCACCUGCACUGUUACCGUUCAUCCUCUACAGACUUUGUCCUGAAGCUUCAUCAGGUGGAGAUGGAGGAUGCAGGAAUGUACUGGUGUAGGGUGGCAGAGUGGCAGCUCCAUGGACACCCAAGCAAGUGGAUUAAUCAAGCAUCCGAUGAGUCACAGCGGAUGGUGCUCACGGUGCUGCCUUCAGAGCCCACGCUUCCUUCCAGGAUCUGCUCCUCGGCCCCUUUACUCUAUUUCCUGUUCAUCUGUCCCUUCGUCCUGCUCCUCCUUCUGCUCAUCUCCCUCCUCUGCUUAUACUGGAAGGCCAGGAAGUUGUCAACACUGCGUUCCAACACACGGAAAGAAAAAGCUCUCUGGGUGGACUUGAAAGAGGCUGGAGGUGUGACCACAAAUAGGAGGGAAGACGAGGAGGAAGAUGAAGGCAACUGAAUCCCAAGAGGCACCUGCAGCCAGGAAGGAAAGGUGGGGGCUUUUUAAUUGGGCUAACCAGGGUGUGAAUGAAUCCUGGUUCUGUCCUCAACUAUGUCUGCGGCCUUGGGCAAGUUACCUAGGAAUCAGAGGGAGCAUUCACUGAGUGCUUAUUGGUUCUACGCACUGUUAGGUGUUCCUUUGUGUCUUACCUCAUCCACCUCUCGCAUCCCCCCUUGGAACAAGAUAGCAUCAUUACCCUACAUCUCUUGAAGGUUCAGGUCCCUGGGCUGCAAGGAGAUAAGAGGCUCCCUCACACAGCCUCUGGAGGGCUAAAUGAGAUCCUACAGCAAUGCCCUGGUGGGGCUUCUCUCUCCCUCUUAUGUCACUUGUCACACCUGCUCUAGGUAAUCAUUUUCCUCCAGAUGAGAGGUGUAGGAAAGGACCUGAUGCCAGCAAGGAAAAAGGAAUUGGUAACAUGCUCUUUGUUUACCUAAAAUCUGUCCCCACAACAAGAAUGUAACUUCCUUCGAGGCAGAAAUUCAAUUUUCUUCUCCCAGCCCACCUACAAAGGCCCACUCAAGAGCAAGUUCUGUGUAAAGGUGCUUAACUAAUACAGGUUCUUUGACAAAAUGAUAAAACAUUUGUAACCUGAGUUUGGGGCUUUUUGUUUAUUGUUUGAUAAGACUUUUUAUUAAGUAAUUGCUGAGCAAAAACUUUGUAAAAACUCAUGUAACAGUACUCCAGUCAGCCCCCCAAGGCCUCGUACCCCUGCUUCCCCCUACACCUCCAUAUCCCCACCAAAAGGUCCAUCUGGCUCCUGGUGCUCAGCCAGUGCCUUAUUUUCUUUGACCUGACAGCACUGGGUGGUAGGGAAGGUAUUGUCUGGAGGAGCAGGGUUGACAGUGCCACCGUUCCCUCAUACGCCUGCAGGGCUGGGGUUUGGGGCAGCAGUAGGUCAAGUCUGGUUCCUCAAGGUCUCCUAUUCUCAGUAGCAAAAAGCAGCCGGUGGGGGUGGGGUGUAAUGGCUUAAAGCUUUCAACAGCUGUCCCCACUGGGCCUACAGUCCCCUCAUCUUUGUUUCAAAAGCCGCUCAGGCCCUGUUGUAGCCAGAAUUGGAAAUCAAUCAGUGCCACCUAAAGACUUGAGAAAACACAUCUAUUUAUUAUCUAUGUGACCAACCGAGUUGCUUUAACACUCGUUAAUUUGCAUUUCCAAGGAGAGCAAUUUAGUUUUAAUUAUUUGAUCAGGCACACACGUCCUCUCCAAACAUAAUUAGUUCCUUCCUAAGGGGAUUAUUGGUGGCUAUGAGCACUCCUACUAUGGACCUACCAGUUCCUUAAACUCAUGUCCCUUCAUAGCCUGAUUUAAAAUACUCCAAAUCUUUCCUUAAACAUGUCAGCACAUUUGUUUCUUGUCAUCCAGGUAAGGGAGCAUAUUUUUACAAACAACAAAGCUGAAAUGAAGACUUUUUUUUUUUUUUUUUUGAGAUGAAGUCUCGCUCUGUCGCCCGGGCUGGAGUGCAGUGGUGUGACCUGGGCUCACUGCAAGCUCCGCCUCCCGGGUUCACGCCAUCCUCCUGCCUCAGCCUCCCAAGUAGCUGGGACUACAGGCACCCGCCACCAUGCCUGGCUAAUUUUUUUUUGUAUUUUUAGUAGAGACGGGGUUUCACCGUGUUAGCCAGGAUGGUCUCGAUCUCCUGACUUCAUGAUCCACCCGCCUCGGCCUCCCAAAGUGCUGGGAUUACAGGCGUGAGCCACCACGCCCGGCAGAAGACUCUUAGAAAGUGUGAUGACCCCCUGCCCCUAUUUUUUAGAAACCUGUAUUUUAAUUCAAAGGGAAAGAGAGCAGAAGUGAGCCUGGGCAGAGAAUCUUGGAUGGACUCUGCUGCAGCCCUCUGUGGGAGCACUCUUCACCCCAUCCCUCCUCUCUGCUCACAUGGACACCUCCUUCAAGCUUCUAGCUCAAACACCUCUUCCCCUUUUGAAUCCAGCACAGAGAUAGCACAGAGGAGAUGUAAGCAGACAGGGAGGGUCUCCUGGGAAAGCAGACAUUUAACCAACUUGAGCAAUCAGCUUGUUUUACAGCUUCCUGCCUUGCUGCCUGUUUCUUCCCAAGCCCCGUGUGGAAUGUGGUGACCUAGUCACCUGGAACCAGCUCCUGACAGACCCCGGCAACUUCUAGAUGAACCCAAGUGAACUUUCCUCAUUACCAUCCUGAAGUCACUACCCCAGGGGGAGCUAUAGCUUCAUGACCGUAACAUGUGACCUGUGUGCUGGCAGGACGACUCACUGCGGCUGCGCCACUGGGACCCCUCCCCUACAUGCACCAAUGCACUCUCUCCCCUCUCCAUCACCCCAUAAAACCCUCCUGUCACUUUCCUUCAGAGACACCGCUUUGGAGAGUAUUCCCAGCGCUCUCCUUGCUUGUGACAAGUAAAAAAAAAAAAAAACUCCUUUUCAUCAAAACUCA
This is a messenger RNA of Homo sapiens (human), 5575 nucleotides long. It is a transcript of the gene CD101, whose product is annotated as CD101 molecule. Bases 14 to 3124 code for a protein of 1036 amino acids. Gene Ontology annotation, cellular component: membrane. Gene Ontology annotation, molecular function: hydrolase activity, acting on carbon-nitrogen (but not peptide) bonds, in cyclic amides. The transcript has 9 exons. The record is from RefSeq and is a predicted model, not a curated record. Lineage: Eukaryota; Metazoa; Chordata; Mammalia; Primates; Hominidae.